AUGUCUAAUCCUUCAUCAAUGCCGACUGUUGUAAAAGUAAAUUUUUCACUAAAAAAAUUCAAGAGACUUGUGUCUAGGAGAGUUUCAGAAAAUAAUGAAUCUACAAUAGAAAAUGAUAAUAAAGGCAUUGAAGCUUUAAAACAAGUCUACUAUAGUUCUCCGAAGAAAAGGCCUAAAUCCGGACAUUUGAUUUCUCCUUAUGAAAAUCGACCCAAAUCUUUUCAGCUUUUUCCUGAUACCCAAAGAAAACGCUUUUUUAUGAGACCAGCUUCUGAAUUAAAAGGAGAUAAGGCUGCAGAAUCGUUCCAAAAAGAACUAAAACUUAUUAAAGAGGAUACUGUUGCAGACCAGCUUAAGUACAACAUUAAAAAAGCUAAAAGUGAUAAAAUUGAGCUUAUGAGGGAUAUCGCAACUUAUGAAUCCAAUUUCUCAGCUAAAACUGCUCUAAGCAGCAAGUUUAGAACAUUAGCAGAAAAUUGUGCCAUGAUUAAAUUCCUUUUUGAAGAAACAAAAUCAAGUAAUAACGCAAAGCUUUUAUUGAAGGAAAAUAUAGAAAAUGCUCUUGAUAUGCUGCAUAGUCCAGAUAAUUCUAUGAUUCUUCUAAAUAAAAAAGAAAAGAUCAAUAUUAUCAAAAGUAAGAGUUUUAAGUUUGUAGAUAGAAAGGUAUCACAUCAAAUUUUUGCAGGAAUUGCUUUAGUUUCUUUAUUAAGCUGUAUCAUCAAUAUCCAGCUAAAUAAAAACAGUCAUGAUUAUUUAAUUUCUAUGAAAAUUCCUUCAGGUCAAAUUUUAAGCUUAUAUUUGAAUAAAAAUUUAUUGGUAUCAAGAAAAUCAAAUAUUGCAAAGGACCAAAUUAUUCCUCAUUUAUGAAUUAAAAUAGACUCACACCAAUACUCUUUGGUCUAUGAUCCAGAGUGCUCAAUUACUUUUCUUUCAUUUGUAUUAUCACUGAAAGGGGACGCUUCAAAUUUAAAUACUGUACUUAUAAGAGAAACCUUAUUAAUUUUAAAAAUACAAAUAAUUGGGACAUUAUUUAGUAUUGAUAUAGAUAAAUCUCUAAUUACAGACAAAUCAUCAAUCUUUCUCGAGCAUCCACAUAAAAUUGCAAGAAUAUUAAGGUCAAAAAUAUGUUUUUCACGUAAAAAUAAGUCUUUUAUUUGAAUAGAAGAUUCAUCUGCAGACCAUUGCUUUAAAUUUAAAGAACUAUCUUCCAACUUUUUAGAUGAAAAAUAUUUGAAUCAGGCUUUCAAUGAUAUCAAAACUGGCGAUUUUUUGAUGUAUAAGAUCAGAAUUAAAGGAAAGCUCUACACUCUGGAAUAUUAUUCACAGAAAGGAGAAGAAUCUUUGAAGAUUUUAUUUUCGAAAAAUUCGAUUUUACUCACAAAGUGGUCAAAAGAAUAUAAUUAUUUAAUGUCACUGCAAUUUGAAUCACAGUUUUCUAUAUGCACUUUAUCGAAAAGCUUGGAGCUUGAAUAUUUUUUGUCAAAUCUCAACAAAUCCGAAAUUUUUAUUAAUUAG
This is a messenger RNA of Blepharisma stoltei, 1515 nucleotides long. The record is from the annotation of a GenBank genome assembly. NCBI's taxonomy places the organism in Eukaryota, Ciliophora, Heterotrichea, Heterotrichida, Blepharismidae.